Messenger RNA from Penaeus indicus, 645 nucleotides. RefSeq lists its product as uncharacterized. The record is from RefSeq and is a predicted model, not a curated record. The transcript is spliced from 2 exons. Bases 1 to 645 code for a protein of 214 amino acids. Lineage: Eukaryota; Metazoa; Arthropoda; Malacostraca; Decapoda; Penaeidae.
AUGCGUAAAUAUAAGCCGUAUAAUAUAUCUGCAGGCGAUGCAAGAACGACCGUACAUCAGAUUAUAAUUCCCAUGUUCCUUUGUACAGACGUUUUAAAUAUUGCACAUGACAUUAGUGGUCAUUUGGAAGUCAAGAAGACUUAUUACAAGAUUUUAGCUCACUUUUAUUGGCCGGAAAUGAAAAGAGAUUUUAGUCGUUAUUGCCGGUCGUGCCAUCUCUGCCAAGAAAAAGGUAAGGCGGGAGCUGGCAUCAAACCAUACCCCUUGCAACCUCUCCCAGUGUCAAGAGAGCCCUUCAGUAAAGUAGUCAUUGACUGUGUGGGUCUCCCUGCCGUAGUACAGUCAGAUCAAGGCAUUUCACGUCCAGACUGUGUGCAAAAGUCCUUCGGGUUUACAGCAGUGCAGGUCCAGUGUACAUCAUCCUCAGAGUCAAGGGUCGUUGAAAGGCUACACUGUACUGCAGAGACAAUGAAAUUGGAUCUCCUCCAGGGUACUCCCAAGGCCCGUGGACCCAGAGGGCGAGGCCGAUUUCUGUGUAGUGAGCUGACGCCUCACCUUCCUACUUGCCGCUCUCGCCCCUGUGUCAGGCUUCGUAACAGAAUUCUUACUAGUCCCCCCCCGACUAUCCCUGGCGCCUGUCCGUGA